Aspergillus affinis is the source of this 465-nucleotide messenger RNA. Its product is annotated as Tetratricopeptide-like helical. The record is from RefSeq and is a predicted model, not a curated record. NCBI's taxonomy places the organism in Eukaryota, Fungi, Ascomycota, Eurotiomycetes, Eurotiales, Aspergillaceae. Gene Ontology annotation, cellular component: intracellular anatomical structure. The transcript has a single exon. Bases 1 to 465 code for a protein of 154 amino acids.
AUGAUGGAGAUGUCGCCAUUUCCAGAAUUGGCUCUGCCGGCUGCGGAUCGACUACGUGGCAUGGUUCCGCACGCUUCGCAUAUGUUAUACAUGCCGACGCAUAUUGAUGCCGCCGUCGGUGACUAUCGCCAUGGUAUCGACUCCAACCAUGAAGCGAUACUUGCCGACAACAUCUACUUUGCCCGAGAGACGGGUACAACUAUGUACGUGGCCUGCCGGGUGCAUUACAUUUGUGCAAAAUUGUAUUCUGCUAUUAUGUCUGGCCGAUUCACGGACGCGAUGUCCGCUGCAGAAAAGCUCGAACAUGUCAUUGAUCCGAACCUGCUAUCCGUCAAAAGUCCCCCAAUGGCAGACUUCAUCGAGAGCUUCGUGGGAAGUAAGGUGCAUGUGCUAGUGCGCGCUUUGGUCGCUGGGAAGAGAUUCUUGACCUCAAGCUUCCCGCCGAUCGCGAUACAUAUUGCGUAA